CACGCUGGAAAGAACAGAAUGCAGGAAAGAACUGGAGCGAGCAGGGCAAUGCAGGAAAUGCAGAUAUGUGCAGGCUGAGAACAUACACACAGGGAGGAACUUGGGAGGAGUUUUCCCUGCUGCUGCUGCAGACUUCUGCCUGUCAGUCAGUGCUAUGACCACUUCCUGAGAAAGAACGAAGAGAUACUCCCAUUCCUCAUUUCAGCAAAAAACGCUGAAGAGAAAAAAUCCCUCUGCAGUUCUCAUGUUAUGACAUUUUUAGGAGAGAUGGCUGACUGUUCUGCGCUGGAGAGUCUAAUUGAAAUGGGAUUUUCACCCAGUAGAGCGGAGAAGGCACUGUCUGCCACUGGCAAUCAGGGAAUAGAGCCAGCCAUGGACUGGUUAGUAGAACAUGAAGAUGAUCCUGAUAUUAAAGAACCAAGUGUGGUUAUUCCCGAAGACAGUGGUACUGACACAACGGAUACAACUGAUACACAAGCCAUGGACACCAGCGCAGAAAGACUUCCCCUGACAGAAGAGGAGAAAGAGAAACAGACAAAAAGAAUGAUGGAACUCAUUGCCCAGAAGCAAAAAGAGCGAGAAGAACGAGAGAAGAGGGAAAGGAUUGAACAGGAAAAGCAGAGACGAAAGCAUGGUCAAGAACUGUCAGCAAUCAAGCAGAGAAUGCAAGAACAAGAGAUGCAAAAAGCAGCUGAAGAUAGAAGAAGAGAAAAACAAGAAGAGAGGUUGGCAAGGGAAAGAGUCCGGGAAAAAAUUGCACGAGAUAAAGCUGACAGAGCAAGAAAGUUUGGGGGAGCAGGUUCAGAACCAAUCUCACCUCCAGCAGAGACCUCUGUUCCAGCUACUGCUCCAUCCCCAUCUUCCCCAGUACAAGAGCCGCCCACUAAGAAAGAAUAUGAUCAGUGCCGUAUUCAGGUGCGCCUGCUUGAUGGAUCUGCCUUAUCUCAGACUUUCCGUGCUCGGGAGCAGCUAGCUGCUGUACGUCUGUAUGUGGAGCUGAACUGGCCUGGGGGACCUCCGGAGCCAUUCAGUCUCCUCACAAGCUUCCCACGAAGAGUCUUCACAGAAGAGGACAUGGAAAAGCCCUUACAAGAACUGGGUUUGGUGCCUACUGCGGUCCUGAUUGUUGCUAAAAAAUAAAACUGCAUGUUAUUCUUAACCACCCGAACACAUCAAAUGCAGAGUCUGCUCCCCAGAACAGCACAGACUACAGGAGAGACCUACCGUAUCUAUUCCUGGGAAGACAACACACAGACUGUUCUUCACUCACCUCCCUGAGGUGCACUGUAGUGUGUGUGUAUUUAGAGGGAGAAAUAAACCAGUGUGAUAUAAACAUC
Molecule: messenger RNA, 1337 nt
Organism: Xenopus laevis (African clawed frog)
Lineage: Eukaryota; Metazoa; Chordata; Amphibia; Anura; Pipidae
Gene: ubxn1.L
Product: UBX domain protein 1 L homeolog
Biological process (GO): negative regulation of proteasomal ubiquitin-dependent protein catabolic process; negative regulation of protein ubiquitination; negative regulation of protein K48-linked deubiquitination
Cellular component (GO): nucleus; cytoplasm
Molecular function (GO): K48-linked polyubiquitin modification-dependent protein binding
Source: RefSeq, marked provisional